AUGUCGUACAGCUCUCUUCCCACGGCGCCCAGUGAAGGGACCGUGAUUCCGCCCACUCCAGAACCCGAACCCGGACCGGAGUCGGAACACAAGCGCUCUCGCUCUACCUCUCGGGACAGGAGUGGCGACAAUGCCUGGCAGGGGUCCGUUGCAGAUUUAAAGGUGAAUGCCUCGCAGGGCUCUACCGUUCUUAAGAUAUCUUUAUGGAUCUGGGACAUUGUCCUGGCGCUCUUGCCCUUGUGCUUCAUCGUUCUUGCUGUCCUAGCUCUGAAGCUGGAUGGGAAAGAAAUAUCAUCUUUUGGCCAGUCCGUUAUCGAAGCCACACGCCUCGGCCCCUCUAUAUACCCCAUCGUCUUCGCAGCCAUUGCCGGCCGAUUUUUCAAGAAUAUUGCACGGUGGAAAAUCGAACGAAGUAAUGGCAUCAACUUAGCAGCGCUCGAGCAGUUCCUUGGAAGCCAAAGCUUUGCCGGUACCUUCGAGAGGGCCAUAAUUCUCCGCACUCACGUUCUCAUCGCCGUCAUUACGCUGGCAGCCUGGGCUUUGUCGCCCCUUGGAGGCCAAAGUUCCGUGCGGCUCCUCUCAACGGAAACCAAGACGAGUAUGGACAAUCAGUAUGGUAUUUUUUUUCUUAAUACUAUGCUGCUUAGCUCGUCCGCCGCUUCGGAGGAGUUCGUGGACCAGAAGAGGACAGUCAUAAACAGCCUCUACUCGUCGAGUCUCAUGUUGCCCCCUGCGCAAAGGCAGAGUUUAGUUGACAUUUGGGGGAGACCGAGGAUCCCGAGAUGGGAUCUCAGAAAUGACACUGAUGAGAAACGACUGGUCGACCAGGACGCGCUUUUGAGAGGAGAUCUAGAUUACGCAUCCCUCCUAGGCGUUUCCGUCCAAGGACUCAGAACAUUGGAGAGAGACGACUUGGUCUACGAGUUCUCCACAACUUCUGCUUACUUCGACCUCGAUUGCAAGAUGGUAACCCCUUCGGUCCAUCUUGAGGACGUUAACAAGUAUCUGCCCGCCGAUAGAUUUAAUGCUUCGAGCCUCGAGGAAAAGUCUCCAACGUCGAUCACAAGUCCAUUCGAUAUCAAGAGCCCAUACGAUAUAAAGAAGUUUAUGGCCCAACUCGACAUACCCGGCAACUUCAGCCAGAAGGACUUCAUGGAGUGGAGGCAAAAGAAGGAUCCCGAGCCUAUGUUUCUUAUUUACAUCUCAAGGGCGAGAUUCGAAAAGGGCACUACAGCUGAAAAAUACAAUUCCCACGUCGCCAUAUUUAAUUGCUCGAUGAUACCCGUCCAGGUGGAAACCGAUAUGCACUGCGGAGGCCAUCCGAUCUCCUGCAACCCCUAUCGCCAACGUCGGGCAUAUUCCCAUCCCCCGUCGACCAGAGACUGGCCCCCGAACUGGAGCACAGAUGAUAUAACCGACGCGUUGGGCAUCUGGCCUUUGGCUACUGGACCCACCGAUUUCGCUAGGGCAUCGCCUACCGAUAACUAUGUGGCGGGUGACGAUUUCCCCUACCUAGGGCAAGAUAUACGGGUUUGGGAUGAUACAGACAUGGCCAAAUUCUCAUCGCGCUUGACAACUGCCUUCAACACGUUUUGGCAAGCGUCGUUCACGCCAUUCAAAGCAACAAAUGCGGGGCUUCUUGACACUGUUGAACGGAAUUCUACGACCGGACUUUUGGAUAACGGCGUUGUGGAGACCUCGGGCAUGGAGCUCAGAACACGCACCGUUUACAGGGCGAAUGUGGCGUGGGCUAGCAUCCUGCUCCUGACCACGCUGGUUCUAGAAGGGCUCGCGAUCGCAAGCAUCAUAUUUGAGCAGGUGGUUAUCGCACCAGAUGUGUUAGGCUACGCCAGCACAAUGACGAAAGACAACAUCUAUACACCGAUGCCAGAGAGGGGAUCCAUGUUGAACGGGACGGAGAGGGCAAGGCUGUUGAAAGACAUGAGGGUGCAGAUCGCAGACGUUCGACCGGACGAUGAGAUCGGAUAUAUCGCCUUCAAGACAGUAGGGGCUGGCGCUAACUGGUCACUGUUAAUUGGAGAAUCCGGGAGAUAUGGACGACACGAGGCAGAGGAAAGGACUAAGCCUCCGGAGGCGGGUUUGGGCGGCUCCAACAAUGGCGCCCAGGCUGUGAAAUUCCACCUCCCACAGCGCUCGUACAAAGGUACUCUCCCAAUUGAUUUUGCGACGAUGACUGUGACUCUGGGCGUUGUCUCGCCCGUCGGCUCUUCUCCGUCGAUUGACUCCCGAGACAACAUCCCAGACGACCACCUGGAUAUUGAUCCAGUCGAUGAGACGUUACGAUCUAGCCAGCCAAUCUGUCGACCGGAGGCUUCCGAAACGGCCAACAAUAAAGACGCCGCCUCUUCUUCACAAGCCAAUCUAUCAGAUAGGCAGCCAUCACUUGCUGAACUACGAGAAGCCUACCGCAACCGACCGGUCGAUAGUCUAUCUGAGGCCGAAGUUGAGACAUUGAAACGUGCGGCUGAUUAUCUCACGAUCACACAUGAUUACACGGGGGCAUUCGAGCUCUACGCAAUGCUGUUGAAAUAUCUUCCUUUCCUGCUUAAUAUCUUCCGAGUAGCCUCAUCCCCUCCGUUGGCCUGGAAAUGGUUUGCUCGCAGGUUGAGGGAAUGGUCUAAGGACCUUGAACAGCUAAUCCUCAGACGUGUGCCUGGUCCUUUUGAGGUCCAAGGCGAGGGAUCCGAUAGCAAGAUGUUGAAUCCUUGCAUCCGUUCGUGUCUCGAUUGGUGCGAGCGCCAGAUCACCGACACCAAGCCAAAGGUGGUCAUCAAGAUUGUUUCCGAGGGCUUCGAUUCCGCCGUUUAUGGACUCUUUACGGGGCUGUGGAAAUUUUGGAAUGCAUCUCCUUUGCAGGGGGAGGUUUGGAUGACACAGACUGAAGACAGGAUGGGUAUCUCAUCGAGCGAGCUUCUCUUCGUCCUCUGCAAGUGCAUCCGCUGGGCUUGGAUUGAUCAACGAUAA
Messenger RNA from Scedosporium apiospermum, 2985 nucleotides. RefSeq lists its product as uncharacterized. The record is from RefSeq and is a predicted model, not a curated record. Bases 1 to 2985 code for a protein of 994 amino acids. Lineage: Eukaryota; Fungi; Ascomycota; Sordariomycetes; Microascales; Microascaceae. The transcript is spliced from 6 exons.